UAUCAUUCAUAUUGGCAAUUGGAUUGUUGUUGUAGUUUAAUUUUCCUUUUUUGUUUAAGGAGUGUCUGUUACGCAUUUUUUAUUUAGUUGUUUUAAUUUAAAAGAAAUGUUUUAAGAUUUAUCAAAAAUAGAGCUAAAGAAGUGCAAUUGAAAUUGUUAUAAAAUAAAAGUUAAGAUUUUGGUUAGAGGAAUUCUAAAACCCCUACCAAGCCUUGCGAAUGCCGGACUCCCAACACUAGUAAUAUUCAAAGUGCUUACGAUUACUUCAUCCACAUCAAAAAAGUAUAAUUAACGUUCGCAAUGCAAAAAAAUCGGGACUAUGAAGGCGUACCACAAGAUGCUCCACCAAUCGUUAGGCAACCAAGAGCUACAAUGUACCCAGCAGAACCUUGGAUGAGUAUUCCUAUUGGCAUACCCAACUGCCCAACUGGAUUAGAAUAUCUAACAGCCGUGGAUCAGUUGCUUAUAAAGCAACAAGUGGAUUUGGUUGAAGUAUUUUUUGGCUGUGAAAUGAAAAACAAAUCAAAAAUAAAGAAUUCUGUUGGCGAGAAUGUCUAUUUAGCUGUGGAAGAUACACACUGCUUGACUAGAAACUUGUGCGGUUCUUGUCGACCUUUCGAUAUACAAAUUCUUGAUAACUUUCAGAAUGAAGUGCUGCAUAUAUAUAGACCAUUGCGUUGUGAAUCCUGUUGCUUUCCAUGUUGUUUGCAGACAUUAGAGGUAUCAUCACCGCCCGGUUCAGUUAUUGGUAGUGUGGAGCAAGAGUGGUCAUUGUUGCGCCCCUUGUAUUUAAUAAAAAAUGCUUAUGGUGAAACUGUUUUGCGUGUACGUGGACCACGCUGUACUUUCAAAUGCUGUGCUAAUGUGGAGUUUGAUAUUUUUGCUAUGAAUGGAGAUAAGAUUGGUAAAAUUUCAAAGCAAUGGACCGGUAUUAAUAAGGAAUUGUUCACUGAUGCCGAUUAUUUUGGGGUUCAAUUUCCAAUUGAAUUAGACGUGCGAAUGAAAGCAGUUAUUUUGGCAGCAACUUUUCUUAUUGACAUGGUGCAUUUUGAGUAUUAGAAAUAUGCUAUAAUGAUCAUUUGAGCUUAGCCAGUAUAGCAAAUAUUGCUUCAACAUAAAGGACUUAUAAAAAAUACUUAUACUCAACGCGCACAUUAACAUUUUUUUCUUCCAUAAAGCGUACACUUUUUAUGCUUUUCGUCAAUUUAAUGCUAACAAAGUACUUACAAACUCACCUACGCAAAAAAGAUGACACCGAGAAAGCCUUUUUACACCAUUUGACAAUAUAUUUUUUUAGUAUUUACAAUUACAAUAUAUAUAAUAAGACUAAAUUUACACUUAUAUUGCAAAUAUUUUGAAAUAUAUAUAAUGUUGCUACUUUUGCAAACACUUGACGAAUGAUAAUAAAAAAUGCAAGAAAUCAUGAAUUCUA
Zeugodacus cucurbitae (melon fly) is the source of this 1432-nucleotide messenger RNA. Its product is annotated as phospholipid scramblase 2. Gene Ontology annotation, molecular function: phospholipid scramblase activity. Lineage: Eukaryota; Metazoa; Arthropoda; Insecta; Diptera; Tephritidae. Gene Ontology annotation, biological process: plasma membrane phospholipid scrambling. Gene Ontology annotation, cellular component: plasma membrane. The transcript is spliced from 4 exons. The coding region runs from base 301 to 1059 and encodes 252 amino acids. The record is from RefSeq and is a predicted model, not a curated record.